GACCGUCCGUCCGGGACAUUUCGAUCUUUAUCAGGCGAAUGCCUUAAUUAGUUUAUUAUUGCGCUGUGUUUUGGCUGAUGUAGGCCUACACACAAGCCCCUAUAGCAUCUCCCCAGAAAAAUCCUUACUUGAUCACAUGAUGCAAUGAAUUAUGACUCAUCGGUCAGUGACCUCACCUAGAUAGGCCGCGUAAAGAUUUUUUGCUCCUUGCGUGCGUCUGACGUAACGAUUUUAAAUGCGCACUGUGGCUUUCUUUUAUAUUAUGCGCAAUAAGCUGGAAAUUCAUCGAUGCGCGGCAAGCAACGCCUAGCAACUCCAUAGCGACCCAUUAUGCACGCAUAUUUUGUUUGAAUUCUUUUCUCAGCUCCCGCUCUUUUUUAAUCUUCACACGGGAACAAGGGAAACAUCAAAAUAAAUGUUACAGAACAUGUGAAUAAAGGAAAACUGACCAAAUAAAUACCAAUCUUUGUUGGAAUUAGGCAUCUGAUUUAACAUCAUGGCACAGAAGAGCUUUGACGCUGUGGGAUUUGGCAAGGAUUUACUGGCUGGAGGAGUGUCGGCGGCUGUUUCAAAGACGGCAGUGGCACCUAUCGAAAGAGUCAAACUGCUUCUGCAGGUCCAAGCCGUCUCCAAGCAGAUUGCCGCAGACAAGCAAUACAAGGGCAUCGUCGACUGUUUCGUUCGAGUCACCAAAGAGCAGGGGACACUAUCCCUCUGGAGAGGAAAUCUCGCCAAUGUCAUCCGAUACUUCCCAACCCAGGCUCUAAACUUCGCCUUCAAGGACAAGUACAAGCAGCUCUUCCUCAGUGGAGUCAACAAGAACGAGAACUUCUGGCGAUACUUCGCAGGAAAUCUGGCGUCCGGUGGAGCCGCAGGUGCGACGUCUCUCUGUUUCGUCUAUCCUCUUGACUUCGCUCGUACGCGUCUCGCGGCCGACGUCGGAAAGAGCGGAGGCAGCAGGGAGUUCAACGGCCUCGGAGACUGUUUGAAGAAAAUUGUCAAGGCGGAUGGGUUCGGCGGCCUGUAUCGAGGUUUCGGUGUGUCUGUUCAAGGCAUCAUCAUCUACCGUGCUGCUUACUUUGGUACAUACGAUACCGUCAAGGGCAUGGUUCCCAAGGAAUAUCAGAACUUCUUCCUCUCGUGGAUGAUCGCCCAGGUUGUCACCACUCUCUCGGGCGUCGUCUCGUAUCCAUUUGAUACCGUUCGAAGGCGGAUGAUGAUGCAGAGCGGCCGCAAGGAGAUCCUCUACAAGAGCACCAUUGAUUGCUGGAAGAAGAUCGCUCGACAGGAGGGCCCGCAGGCUUUCUUCAAGGGAGCCUUCUCGAACGUUCUCCGUGGUACCGGAGGUGCCCUGGUGCUCGUACUCUACGACGAAAUCAAGAAACUCAUCUAGGAAGUGAUGAUUACUUCUCAUUCAUAAUUUAUCAUUUUCCACCAAUUUAUGUAUUUAUUUGUCAAUGUCAACUAUGAUUCAUCUGUCAAUAUGAGAUCAAAUCUUUGUAAAGCUCAAAGCAACACAUUUUUUAUUAUGUGAAAUUUUUAGGAAAGGGGAUGGUAUUGUGAAAUCAUGCCUUUUCUUAAACAAUCCAAUUUGAACACCGUCUCCCGUUUUACUGUCAUUGGAACAUUAUUGUGUCUUAAAAUUAAUAAACAUGUAAAUAUGAUUUCAAGACUUGAAGUGUAUUCAUAUAACUUUGUUGAGUUUUAGAACUAGUUUUGACAGAAGAGUGAUGUGAAAACAGUCUAUACUAUGUAUAUCAAUCCUCCCGAUAUCUACAUAUUGUGAUGCCACUUUAUUUCUUUUUCCUGUAGUUGACAAAAUAAUGAAUAAUUGCCCCUUCUACUCACUUUUAUUCAAAUCCCGGUAAUUUUCAUGACAUGGAAGGGUGGUACUGAACUGCGUUUCACAGCACAUUUAACAAAAAGAUUUGUAUCUUUACCUAUUUACACUUUGUUCAUUUUUUCUAUAAUUGCAACUCUCUGUAAUCACACCUCUUCUUUCUUAAUCUUCCUCGUAUCUGAUUUAUUUCAUUUCCUCUCACACCUUUCUAUCCCUACUCUCUCUCUCUUUCUCUCUACCUCACGCCUUUCUUGAUUCCCAUUUUACCCUCUUACCCCCUCUCCCUUCCUUUCCAUUAAAGAUGGCAGUUUCCAAUUGAGAAAAAAGAUCUUCACUCAAACGGAAAUGGUGAAAAAAUACAAACAGAUCAAUUUCUGUACAAGGCUACUUAUGAAAACAUAUUUAAUAUUGAUAUAAAUAUAUAUAAGUCGUUUUCUAUCACAGGGUUUUUGAUUGGCUCUGAGACGUAAUGUGUCUGAUUGUAAUCAUAAAAACUUGGAAAUAGAGGACUUGUCAGUGAUGACAACUUUCAUAGAAAACAUCCCCCCCCCCCGCAUGUUUCAUUAGUAUGUAAUGUAUAGUCUGACAUGUUGGACCCGACAUCUUUCCUUGAUUUGACUGAGAAGCAAUGUUACUAUUAAUAGUAAAUGUCAGAUAUCCAAUUACUCCAGUUUUAUACCCAAUAGUUGCCAUAGUAACAUUGCUUGUUAGCCAAUCAAAAUCAAGUUGACAGAUCUGACAA
Messenger RNA from Lytechinus variegatus (green sea urchin), 2582 nucleotides. Its product is annotated as ADP,ATP carrier protein-like. Gene Ontology annotation, cellular component: mitochondrial inner membrane. NCBI's taxonomy places the organism in Eukaryota, Metazoa, Echinodermata, Echinoidea, Temnopleuroida, Toxopneustidae. The transcript is spliced from 4 exons. Gene Ontology annotation, molecular function: ATP:ADP antiporter activity. The record is from RefSeq and is a predicted model, not a curated record. Gene Ontology annotation, biological process: mitochondrial ATP transmembrane transport; mitochondrial ADP transmembrane transport. Bases 497 to 1393 code for a protein of 298 amino acids.